GACCGCCAGAGAGAACUACGUUGCCCCUCAGCCCGAGAGGCGCGAGUGGUGGAAAACCUCUCCAUCAUACUCCGCCCUCGAGACACCAGUCCCCUCCAUGACGUCUUCAGCCGCGCGCCCGACGUCGGCUGAGACGGCCAUAGACACUGGCGGCUAGAGGGGCCCGGACUUGCCCUCCCAGCCCUAACUUCCGCCGGAAGUGCCUUCCAGCCGCAGGCGCCCUUCCUCUGCUGUGCGCUCGGGCUCCCCGCUCCCCGGUUCCCGGGGCGCGAGUAUGACCACAAUGGCGGCCGCCACCCUGCUGCGCGCGACGCCCCACUUCAGCGGUCUCGCCGCCGGCCGGACCUUCCUGCUGCAGGGUCUGUUGCGGCUGCUGAAAGCCCCGGCAUUGCCUCUCUUGUGCCGCGGCCUGGCCGUGGAGGCCAAGAAGACUUACGUGCGCGACAAGCCACAUGUGAAUGUGGGUACCAUCGGCCAUGUGGACCACGGCAAGACCACGCUGACUGCAGCUAUCACGAAGAUUCUAGCUGAGGGAGGUGGGGCUAAGUUCAAGAAGUACGAAGAGAUUGACAAUGCCCCGGAGGAGCGAGCUCGGGGUAUCACCAUCAAUGCGGCUCAUGUGGAGUAUAGCACUGCCGCCCGCCACUACGCCCACACAGACUGCCCGGGUCAUGCAGAUUAUGUUAAGAAUAUGAUCACAGGCACUGCACCCCUCGACGGCUGCAUCCUGGUGGUAGCAGCCAAUGACGGCCCCAUGCCCCAGACCCGAGAGCACUUAUUACUGGCCAGACAGAUUGGGGUGGAGCAUGUGGUGGUGUAUGUGAACAAGGCUGACGCUGUCCAGGACUCUGAGAUGGUGGAACUGGUGGAACUGGAGAUCCGGGAGCUGCUCACCGAGUUUGGCUAUAAAGGGGAGGAGACCCCAGUCAUCGUAGGCUCUGCUCUCUGUGCCCUUGAGGGUCGGGACCCUGAGUUAGGCCUGAAGUCUGUGCAGAAGCUACUGGAUGCUGUGGACACGUACAUCCCAGUGCCCGCCCGGGACCUGGAGAAGCCUUUCCUGCUGCCUGUGGAGGCGGUGUACUCCGUCCCUGGCCGUGGCACCGUGGUGACAGGUACACUAGAGCGUGGCAUUUUAAAGAAGGGAGAUGAGUGUGAGCUCCUAGGACAUAGCAAGAACAUCCGCACUGUGGUGACAGGCAUUGAGAUGUUCCACAAGAGCCUGGAGAGGGCCGAAGCCGGAGAUAACCUCGGGGCCCUGGUCCGAGGCUUGAAGCGGGAGGACUUGCGGCGGGGCCUGGUCAUGGUCAAGCCGGGUUCCAUCAAGCCCCACCAGAAGGUGGAGGCCCAGGUUUACAUCCUCAGCAAGGAGGAAGGUGGCCGCCACAAGCCCUUUGUGUCCCACUUCAUGCCUGUCAUGUUCUCCCUGACUUGGGACAUGGCCUGUCGGAUUAUCCUGCCCCCAGAGAAGGAGCUUGCCAUGCCCGGGGAGGACCUGAAGUUCAACCUAAUCUUGCGGCAGCCAAUGAUCUUAGAGAAAGGCCAGCGUUUCACCCUGCGAGAUGGCAACCGGACUAUUGGCACCGGUCUAGUCACCAACACGCUGGCCAUGACUGAGGAGGAGAAGAACAUCAAAUGGGGUUGAGUGUGCAGACCUCUGCUCAGCUUCCCUUGCGUUGAAGGCCUGCCCUAGCCAGGGCUCCCUCCUGCUUCCAGUACCCUCUCAUGGCAUAGGCUGCAACCCAGCAGAGGGCAGCUAGAUGGACAUUUCCCCUGCUCGGAAGGGUUGGCCUGCCUGGCUGGGGAGGUCAGUAAACUUUGAAUAGUAAGCCA
Messenger RNA from Pan troglodytes (chimpanzee), 1830 nucleotides. It is a transcript of the gene TUFM, whose product is annotated as Tu translation elongation factor, mitochondrial. Gene Ontology annotation, molecular function: translation elongation factor activity; GTP binding; GTPase activity. The coding region runs from base 275 to 1642 and encodes 455 amino acids. Gene Ontology annotation, biological process: mitochondrial translational elongation. NCBI's taxonomy places the organism in Eukaryota, Metazoa, Chordata, Mammalia, Primates, Hominidae. Gene Ontology annotation, cellular component: mitochondrion. The transcript is spliced from 10 exons. The record is from RefSeq and is a predicted model, not a curated record.